AAUGCGCUGGAGCCAAACAUCUCCAAGAAUGGGACUUUUUGGCUUCUGCUUGCUUUCUAGCAUUCUUCUUCUCAUACGCAUCAAUGGAAAUAACUGCAUGGAUAUUAUCAAUGGCAAUGAGGCAGCUCCACAUUCCAGACCGUACAUGGCAUUUAUACAUAGUAGCACUGGCGGCUAUUGUGGAGGGACUCUCAUUAAACAAAACUGGGUGCUAACUGCAGCCCACUGCAUUGUUAAUAAAUCAAAUGUAACACUUGGGGCUCAUAACUGGAGAAAUAAAGAAAAAGAGCAGCAGACAUUCAGCAUUGCCAGAGCAGUUCCACACCCGUGCUUCGAUAAGGAUCGAAAGAUCCAUGACAUUCAGCUUCUACAGCUCAAAGGAGCAGCAAAGUCCACCAAAUUUGUCUCAGUACUAAAUGUGCCAACCAAAGACGAAGAUGUGAAGCCUGAAAGUAUUUGUAGCAUUGCAGGUUGGGGAAUCACCAAAGUUAAUGGCAAAUCAUCAGAUGUCCUGCGGGAAGCUAAUGUCACUGUUGUAGGCAGAGACAAAUGCAACAAAAUCUAUAAGAAGCUUAAAAUUACUGAAAUAACCAGCAAUAUGCUAUGCGCAGGCCCAGCUAAAAGACGAAAUGACGAUACCUGUCAGGGCGAUUCUGGUGGACCCCUGGUUUGUGAUAAAAAAUUCAGUGCAAUAGUUUCAUUUGGAUACAAGUGUGGAAAUCCUAAAUACCCUGGUGUUUACACACGACUGACAGCAAAGUACCUGCAGUGGAUAAAGGAUAUCACAGGAGGGGCUGACUGAUAAUAUAUGGAAAUCCAAACCAGCUCAACUUUAUCAUUCGCUGGAUGGAAUAAAUUACGAAGGGGCAGAUAUGUUGCCAUUAGCACUUGUAGAAAGCAUUAUUACUCUUCAGAUU
Xenopus laevis (African clawed frog) is the source of this 917-nucleotide messenger RNA. It is a transcript of the gene gzma.L, whose product is annotated as granzyme A L homeolog. The transcript is spliced from 5 exons. NCBI's taxonomy places the organism in Eukaryota, Metazoa, Chordata, Amphibia, Anura, Pipidae. Bases 2 to 802 code for a protein of 266 amino acids. The record is from RefSeq and is a predicted model, not a curated record. Gene Ontology annotation, biological process: proteolysis. Gene Ontology annotation, molecular function: hydrolase activity; peptidase activity; serine-type endopeptidase activity.